CACAUCGAACGCAUGCUCAUGCACCAGCAUGGUGCGAAAUCGCACAACAAAGCGGCCACUGCAGGCGCUUCCAGCUGCAACCCUUAAGCUCAUAUUCUCUUACUUGGAUCCCUUCAGUGCUGCUAUGAUCGAGCGCACCAGCAAGCAGUUUCGUGAUGUUUUCCAGUCAGAGAAUUCGUGAGUGCUUUUCUUAUAGCUAGUGCGCCUGCUCAUGGCAGACCCUACGAGAUCAUACGAAUCCGCAUGACUGGCAUCGAAACACUGCCAGAAGGCUGGACAGAGAAAGCGUUCUUGACGUUUGUUCUCAAAAAGGGAGGAUCUAUUGGUACAGCUGCUGGGCCUGUUGUCUGUUUCAAUUGCCAAUACAAUGCUAAACCUUAUGCACUUCUCAGAACCCGUUGUUGCUUGACCUGCUUGCUUCGCAUUGGACUGUCCUAUCGUCAAGCUCUUGAUUACUUACAGCAGCUACAACCUGGUAUGACAGAGACAGCUGCUCAUGAUCUGCUUCAGUUGACUCCCAACAUGCUCAAUCCUACAUACAAGCGAUGGCGCUUCGACCGAUGUCUGUUCGAACGUGAAGCAAUCACCUCCAUUUACGAGCGAUACCGCGCCUCUGACUUGCCUGUCCUGGAGUUUGCCAAGACGCAACCGCCGAGUCUCCUCUAUUCUUCUCAUGUUCAGCGCAUCGACAAGUGUUGUGAGGAUGGAGCAAUGCGUAAAGCAUGUCAGGAAGAUUUGAAAGAAGGUGUCAUCAUGGCUCGCAAGAUGCAGCUCAUGAGAAUCUUUAUUAAACGCAAAUUGCCUGAGUCUCUUCGAUCAUCUCUUGGUUUGCUGGCAGCUGAGGACAAGAUCAUCAACAAAGUCUUCACCAAGAAGGAACUCGAAGAAAUAGCACCGUGUCUGAAACAACGACUAGAGACCAUCAAGACUCGAGAGGACGCCGUAGCCUUGAAAAAGGGAAUCGAGCAGGAAUUGUUGGUCUGGUAUGGACGUGAAUUGAAAAGAACAUUCAAGAAGACAGCGCCUACGCUCCAUGCUCUUCUUGGUGAUGCCAGCAAGCGAGAUAAUGCUGCCAAAAAUCGACUGAAUGAUGAGAUCAAUUCGAUCUGCAUGGCAUCAGUACUUUAUGAGCUUUGGUUGUAUAUGGACGCUAUCGUCAAGAAGAGAAACUCAAAUGCCCCUCGCAUCGCCUUCAACUUGCUCGAGGCUCACAAGCUGGCAGACGAGGAUGGAAAGCCGACCACGCCAAAUGGCCGACAUUACACAUCACAAGAUCGAUUCUUUCAGCUUCGCUGUGAUACUGAAUAUUGCUAUGGUAAAUUUAUGCCCCUGUCUUCAAUCCAAGAGCUCGCCAAUCACAUCGAGGAGCAUUGCCCUCGCAACGUCAACCAGCUUUGGUUUGUGCCGAUUAUUGAUGCAGAUUCGCCUUUAUUGGCAAUCAAAAAUUUGGACAAGUACUACGCAGCAGGACAGAACGGCGUGACUGGAAGGUUCCUCCCAAUGGGUGCACCGGCCACUACACGACCUGCCGUACUGCAUCAUCGACAUAUCAACCCUUCCCCCAAUCAGCCGGAUUACGAUCGACUGUUCAUGGAGGACUUGAUGAUGCGCUACGAUGAGGAGGACUUUUCUGGUGGAUAUGACUACUACUCUGAUUACAUGUCUGACUAGGCUGCUACUUCUGGUACACCUGUCUGUCCCUAUCGAAUCGCCUCAUUUUCGACAUUGGCAGGCACAACACUAGCAUCUCUGAAACAUGAAUGGCGGAGCUGAUUUUGACAUGGACAAUGGUCACAUUGCUGCGUGAAUCGGGACGAAGAAAGCUGACUAUGUAGCAUCUAGCGCAUUGAUAGGAAUUUACUGACAAGGCUUUCGUUCUGGCAAGCUGUUCUGCUGUGUAAACAAG
Molecule: messenger RNA, 1906 nt
Organism: Protomyces lactucae-debilis
Lineage: Eukaryota; Fungi; Ascomycota; Taphrinomycetes; Taphrinales; Protomycetaceae
Exons: 5
Coding region: 244-1671 (475 amino acids)
Source: RefSeq, a predicted model, not a curated record